GCUUCUAAAUUCAUUCGGCCUUGAAUGAAAAUAUAAUAUUCUAAUCGAGAGUGAAUUGAUAUCACUUCACAUAUGAUCAGGCACCCAAAAUAGUAACUACCAGAAGUUAAUCCGUUUCAUCCGUUUGUUCAGAAGAUUGGAAAUGUCGCAGGUAGCUUCGAAUCAUACCUGUAAUGGGCUUCAUCGACCUUUACUCAAUGAGGUAUUCAUAGUAGCAGGUGCUCGAACACCAAUAGGAUCUUUUCAAAGCGUUCUUGCGCCUCUUUCAGCAACUCAACUAGGAGCUGCCGCCAUAAAAGGAGCUCUGGACCAAGCGAAGGUACCUAAAGACCAAGUAGAAGAGGUAAUCAUGGGCCAGGUGUGUCAAGCUGGCUCAGGCCAAGCUCCAGCAAGACAAGCAGCCAAAUUCGCCGGUUUACCAGACUCCACCAUCUGUACAACGAUCAACAAAGUCUGCGCAUCGGGGCUCAAAGCAGUCCUUAUGGCAGCACAAGAGAUACAAACCGGCCAAUGCGACCUCAUAGUUGCUGGUGGCAUGGAAUCUAUGUCCAACAUACCUUACAACCUAAAAAGGGGACCCACGCCAUAUGGAGGCAUCAAUAUGGCCGAUGGUAUAAUAGCAGAUGGUCUCACAGACGUUUACUACAACAUCCACAUGGGAGACUGCGCUGAACACGUCGCCAAAAAGUUUGGCAUCACCCGGGAGCAGCAGGAUGACCAUGCCAUCGCCAGUUAUAAGAACAGCGCCACCGCUUGGGAAGAAAAAUUGUUCGAGAGGGAAGUAAUUCCUAUUAGUGUCCCACAGAAGAAAGGUCAGCCUGAUUGUGUUGUCGUGGAGGAUGAGGAGUACAAGAAGGUUGAUUUUGAGAAGUUACGCAAGAUAAACACGCCGUUCUUGAAGGAUGGUACUGUAACUGCAGCUAAUGCUGCAUCAUUGAAUGAUGGAGCAGCAGCUUUGGUGCUAGCCUCAGCCAAAGCGGUCAGCGAACACAACCUCAAACCUCUGGCUAGAGUGUUAGGUUAUGCGGAUGGUGCUACAGACCCUAUAGAGUUCCCAGUGGCUCCCUCAGUUGCCAUUCCGAAACUCCUGGAAAGGACCGGUGUGAAGAAAGACGACGUGGCACUCUGGGAGAUCAACGAAGCCUUCAGCGUUGUACCGUUGGCCAACCAGAAGAUUUUGGGGUUGGAUGCGAAGAAGGUCAACGUUCACGGCGGGGCUGUCAGCUUGGGACAUCCCCUGGGAAUGUCUGGGGCCAGGGUGCUGAUCCAUUUGGUCCACGUGUUGAAGCCCGGAGAGAAGGGGGUGGCUUCAGCUUGUAAUGGCGGUGGGGGCGCAUCCGCCAUAUUAUUCGAGAAGUUAUAGACGGAAUCUUGAUGUAUAUGUUUUGUUGGAAAUAAAGAACGAAAAAAAUGAAU
Molecule: messenger RNA, 1416 nt
Organism: Coccinella septempunctata (seven-spotted ladybird)
Lineage: Eukaryota; Metazoa; Arthropoda; Insecta; Coleoptera; Coccinellidae
Product: acetyl-CoA acetyltransferase, mitochondrial-like
Exons: 4
Coding region: 143-1363 (406 amino acids)
Biological process (GO): fatty acid beta-oxidation
Molecular function (GO): acetyl-CoA C-acetyltransferase activity
Source: RefSeq, a predicted model, not a curated record